GGAGAAAUCGCUUGUCGACAUUGAUGAUGAACUCACUGGUGUACAUUAUGUAUAAUAAGAGACUCAGAGAUAGAAAUUUGAAGAAAAAAGGAUUAAUGGAUGAUGAAGAUCCUUUGCUUUGCGAUGAUGUGGCAUCUGAUGAUGAGUGGUUUGUAGAUGAUGAAGUUGAAGUGAUGCCGUCUGAAUUACAAGAUGAAGAUUUAAAUGUUGAUUUCUUUGAUGGUCUUAAAGCAUCCACAUCCAUCACAACUCAAGAACAAAUCAAAAAAGGGAAGAGGAAGAUAACUAAUAAUGAGGAAGAAGAAGCUGAUUGGGAGAUAUUGGACUCUGUAGGAGAGGAGGAAGAGGAGAGAGCAGUUCAUCAUAAUGAUGAUUCAAAUGAAGACCUCCUUAGUGAUGACUGAUGAGUGAUGAUUGAUGACAGUGCUGAUGUUUGAUGAGUGAUGACAGUGCUGAUGACUAGUGAGUUCUUAUGUGAUAUGUCUCCCUUAUUUAUUCUCAAAGAUGUGAUAAAUAGCAUUUUUAUGUUUUAUAUAUUAUUUACUCAUUAGUAUAUACAAAAUUUAUUAUUUUAUGUUUACGCAAUUUUUUGAUUUUGAGGCUUACGGCUCAAAUCGCCUUGAGGCUUAC
Messenger RNA from Dendrobium catenatum, 630 nucleotides. RefSeq lists its product as uncharacterized. The transcript is spliced from 2 exons. NCBI's taxonomy places the organism in Eukaryota, Viridiplantae, Streptophyta, Magnoliopsida, Asparagales, Orchidaceae. The record is from RefSeq and is a predicted model, not a curated record. Bases 24 to 404 code for a protein of 126 amino acids.